This is a messenger RNA of Meloidogyne enterolobii, 747 nucleotides long. The record is from the annotation of a GenBank genome assembly. NCBI's taxonomy places the organism in Eukaryota, Metazoa, Nematoda, Chromadorea, Rhabditida, Meloidogynidae.
UUUUUGGAUUGGUCACCUUGUUAACCGCUAAUAACUACGAAAAUGGAUACAAUAAACCAACUCCAGCUCCCCCAUCCAAUAAUUAUUAUGGAUAUCAAGGUCCCCCAUCUGGUAGAAAACUUGCGCCACCAAAGGAAAUUGAAUCUACUACUGAAGAGCCAACAGAAGCACCAACGGAAGAGCCUGGAAAUGAAGGUGGUGAGAACAUUGACGAGGGUGGGGAGGGAGAAGGUACAGAAGAAGGGACUGGAGAAGGAGGAGGUACAGAUGAAGGAACAGGAGGGGGUACAGAAGAAGGAACAGGAGGAGGUAAAGAAGAAGGGACAGAUGAAGGUCAGGAUGAGAGUCCAAAGGAAGGACCAGAUGCAGGACAAGAAGAGGACGGUGGUGAGAAAGACGAUGAAGAUGAUGUAGAGAAUGAUCCAGCCCCAGCACUUGGAUGUUGGAAUUGCAAGGAUGGAUGGUCCUGUUGGAAAGGUACUUGCUAUGAAAAUUGUGCCGGAAAAUGGGGAGGUUGUGGUAAAGGAUGGAAAUGCUAUCAUAAUUCUUGCUAUAAAAAAUGUGGAAAAAAAUGGGGAGGAUGCAGCAGUGGAUACGUUUGUUAUAAGAUAAUUAAGAAAUAUAUCCUGAUAUUUUAGAAUUGCCGCGGUAAUACUUGCCAGGAUUGGUGAAAAUUAUUUUAAGAAGGCCUGAACUUAAGGAAAUGGCAUAAUGACUAACAAAUAUAUUUCUUAAUUUAAAAUACGA